GCGCGGCCGCCAUCGCGAUGGUUUCCACGUGGAGUGGGGGCAAGUAAAGCCGCGGUCCGGGGCGGAGCGGGCCGGCCAGGCACGGCUCGGCUCGGCUCCGCUCGGCUCUCACCUCCCCCCGGCGGCGUGGCCGGCGGUUUCUAAGCCUGGAGGGAGCUGGGUGCGGGAGAGGAGGAGGGGCCGGCGUGGGGCUCCCCGCGGAGGGCGCCACGCCUUUGCCCCGUUCCACAGGGCCACCCGCGGAGCAUGGCCGGCCGAGGCCCUGGCGGCGGCUCGCAGCCGUCCGCCGUGGCGCAGCCGCUCGCCGGCGGUCACUUGUACCCCUUCGUGAGCGCGGAGAGCGAGGGGCCCGAGGAGGAGGGUGAGCUGUCGGAAUUGCGGCCGCGGGGCAGGGAAAAGGUCCGGCGGAGCGCAUCGAGGGACAGGCUGGAUGAUAUAGUCCUGCUGACGAAGGACGUCCGGGAAGGGGACACGCUGAACGCGAUCGCGCUGCAGUUCUGCUGCUCCGUUGCAGAUAUCAAGAGAGUUAACAAUCUUAUCAACGAUCAAGAUUUUUUUGCCCUGAGGUCUAUCAAAAUUCCAGUGAAAAAGUUCAGUGUAUUGACAGAAACCCAUAUAUAUCCGAAAGGAAGACCAGCUCUUCGGCCUGCUCUGUGUUCCCCAGAAGAUCAGGAAACAUCUCUUUGUGAUAAAUUCUCUGCUAAUGAGACUGCUGGCAACUUCUUAAAAGAAGUCGAUCGAGAUAUAGAAGAAAUAGUGAAGUGUAAUGAUACAAAGAGAGAGAAUCUGAAUGAAGUUGUUUCUGCUUUAGCAGCCCAACAGAUCUGUUUUGAAACUGAUGGUAAAACUAAAAAAUGUAAGGAUCCUUACUAUGGAGCAGACUGGGGUAUAGGGUGGUGGACAGCAGUAGUGAUUAUGUUGAUUAUUGGCAUCGUAACUCCAGUUUUUUAUCUCCUGUAUUAUGAAGUUCUAGUGAAAGCAGAUGUCAGUCAUCAUUUUCCAAUGGAAUCUUCCCAUUUGUUUGUCACAGCAGUAUCACAUCAGAAAGAAACAGAAAAUGGAAUAAAUCCAACAAAUAUUAUGAAAGUUGAUAAUCAAGGAGACCUUCAGCAUUAGUAGUGGAAGACCCUAGACAACUGUUGUAUGUAGAUACAUAACAUAACCUUAGGUAAAGGGGAAUCCACGGAAUGCAAAAUGCACUUGGAAUGCAGAGAUGUGUAUUGAUGUGUGACUUGCCUUUAUGGGCAGUGUUCCACUACAAGGAUAUUUCUGGGGAUCACAUAAUCUCUGAAUAUGCCUGAGGUAGGCAGUUUGCAAGAUUGGAGUGUCUAUUAAGGUAUGAAGUAAUCUCUGAAGCUUUGCACUUUCUUCUAUUUUGAUAGGCAUGUUUCUUAAUUAAUGAUGAGGUGGAAAAAUAUAGUUCAAACUAACACACAAGGAGUCUGUGUGUUUUACAGCCCAGAAGUGGGCAUAUGGGGAUAGCUAACUUUUAAACAUCUAAAAGGAUUUACAGAAUUCAUAGUACGCUUGACAUUUUUAAUACCAGGUUUACAGUUGUAAGUUAAAGUGGUGUUCUCAUAAUUUAAUCUUUCUUAUAGAGUAAGAUUUUUUUAAAACUCAGUCAUGCCAUAAUUAAUAGCCACUAUGAAGUUCUUUUUUACUGAGGCAGUAGAAAACACUUAAACUGCAAUCUUGAAAUCUUGUGCCUGUGGUCAACCCAUUCUUCAGUAUAGGCACUAGGGUAAUUUGUUUUCUCUGUGGGAUUGUGUGCCUCAACACAGUCCACUUAGGAUUCCUCCUGAAACUUUACAUUCUUCCUUGGUUUUCUGCUGAAAACUUACUGCAUUCUCAUCUGGUCACCUGUGUGUAGAAUGAAAAAAGUGAAGAAGUGUGGCACCUUACUGCCCCAGUAAUCCUUAUUUUCUGCUAAUAGAUUUAUCUUUUUCCCCUCCAGUUAAUCUCAGUUCAGGACCAAUUGAUUAUUCAGAUAGCAGUCGUGGGUACUGAGCAUGCUAAUACUGGUCUUCUGCCAAUGAACCUCAAGCUCUUAACUUUUUCCUGAAGUGUGCUAGAAAACUUCAACUUAUAUUUAAUGCCUGCUAGCAAAUUUGAGCAGAAUAGACAACUUGGAUCUUCAGACUUGUACUUUACAUAUUAGUGUAUUCAUUAACCAAUCCCCUCCUAAAUGUUUCUCUUGGAGUUUCAUGAGCAACCGUGGUUUUCCCCUCUUUUUCUUCCCAAUCUAAAAAUGCUUCAAGAUUAAAAAAAACCCAAAAACCCUAUAAAAAACAUAAAUAAACCCCCCAUCACCUCUGGACUCUUCAUACAGAAAGGAGGUACUUGUGUACUCAGAAUACUUUUAAAUUAAAACUGAGAUGGUGCCUAUAAUUAUUUUGGUUAUAUUUGCCUUGUGGAGCAAGAAUUCCAUUGCCCUGUUCAAAAUAGUAUUUAUUACCAAAACCCAAGAUAACAGACUUAAUUAGGACUUGAAAAGAGAGAAGUGGAAAAACAGCAUCGUUGUAACUACUAUUGUAACCUUUUCAGUGAAUGUCUUGACUAAGUAUAUACAGUACUGCCGCGCUGCUGUCAGAGUGUCUCUACUCCCCCGGGCAGGGGAGGAGGUUGCUCCGGCUGAGCUGAAGGCACGGCAGCUGACAGCCGGGGUGGGGGGGGGCACUUCCCAGAUGCGCCGGGGGCGUCCCGGGAGCGCCUCAGCAAGGGGCAGCAGAGAGCAGCAGGCAGGCGAAGUGGAAGAAAGAAAGGAGGGACCCUCCUCGGGGGUAAAGUCCAGAGUUUUUAUUGUCUCCAGGGGAGCCAGCUGAGAAGUGACCACGAGGCACGAAUACAGCAGCUUAUAAAGGGGGCGGAACAUACAACACAUUAACCAAUGAGGGAGAACUUGGGAGAGAACAAACUCGUGGGAAACAUGCCGGCUAGCCAAUAGGGAAUGUGACAGGGAGGGACUCUUGUUCCUGAUCAAUCACCCAGCGAAGAGGGGAGAACUUUCUGGAAAGAGGGAAGGAGACAGUGGGUGAUGGACAGGAACUUGGGGAGGGAUUGACAGAAGGUAACCAGGGAAACAGGGGAGGAGACAACAAAUUGACACUCUCAAAGGGAGGGGUUACCAGGGGAGGGGGAGAGGGGGAUCCCACAACUGAACCACUAUAACUUUAGGAGGAAACAGAACAAACCAAAUGAACCCCGCAACACAACAUCUCCCCCUUUUUUGUUUAAAACAAAAAUAAAACUGAAAUUGUUCUUAAACUGACGUAGUAUCUGAAAACCAUGAAGAGGAUUGAGAGGCCUGCUCCCAACAGACUUCCUCACAGGUAGGUUCUUCAGGGAUGGGAGCAGGGUCAGCGGGAGCCUUGACAUGAUUAAUUUG
Messenger RNA from Onychostruthus taczanowskii (white-rumped snowfinch), 3385 nucleotides. It is a transcript of the gene LYSMD3, whose product is annotated as LysM domain containing 3. The coding region runs from base 247 to 1116 and encodes 289 amino acids. Gene Ontology annotation, biological process: Golgi organization. The record is from RefSeq and is a predicted model, not a curated record. The transcript is spliced from 2 exons. Gene Ontology annotation, cellular component: Golgi apparatus. NCBI's taxonomy places the organism in Eukaryota, Metazoa, Chordata, Aves, Passeriformes, Passeridae.